Molecule: messenger RNA, 1119 nt
Organism: Pleurotus ostreatus (oyster mushroom)
Lineage: Eukaryota; Fungi; Basidiomycota; Agaricomycetes; Agaricales; Pleurotaceae
Exons: 2
Coding region: 1-1119 (372 amino acids)
Molecular function (GO): protein binding
Source: RefSeq, a predicted model, not a curated record
AUGAAUUUCUCCCCACCACUUCAGCUCAUCAAAUCUACCCAGUUCUGGUUCUCCGAUGGCAACGUUAUCCUCGUCUCGAAGCCACAUAUGGGUUUCAAAGUUCAUCGAGGGCAACUGGCACGCCACUCCGACGUAUUCAGCACUUUAUUCGACAUCCCCCAACCUCCCGACCAACCUCUCAUUGACGGUUGCCCCUUCGUCGAACUCCACGAUAAUCCCUUGGACCUUGCGCAUUUCCUGAAGGCUUUGUACGACGGAAUAUACUUUUCUGGGCCCAAAGCGGGCGAUUUUCCAGCGGUAGCGGGCGUUCUCCGUCUGUCCACCAAAUAUUUCGUGGAACAUCUGCGGCAACAGUGCCUACAGCGCCUUCACCACGAUUGGCCAGCCACCCUAGUGGAGUGGGAUCGGCGCGAAGACGCAGCGACCACCGCCAAUGGCCAGUACUCCCCAAGGGUAUACUACCCCCAUCCAAUCCUUGUCAUCCAACUUGCGAUGGAGCUGGAUAUCCCAUCUAUCGCCCCCGCAGCAUUCUACGACCUCGCCCGCUACGGACCGACGAAGAUCUUGGCUGGCAUUAACGCCCUCCAGCCAGCCUGUGAUCAAGAACCCCAACUCGGAAUCUCGUCAAGGACCCAAGAGCUGCUCGUUCGUACGUUCUGCGGACGCGAAUCCGGUCAACGCUACAUCGCCGACUUCCUCGCUAGAGAGCUUGAAGAUCGUCCCCUAAGCAGGGCAUGCGCUAAUCGAGACGUCACACUCGGCGCCGUCAGCCACGCUGACUCUGGACGCUUAGGGAUCAACGAUUGCUACGAAUCGUUCUAUUACAUCCUCUUGAACAUCCUGCGUGCGAUUGGGGGGAUCGCCAGUGGACGAGACGCCGAUCCGGUGUUUACGCUCAAGCAAACAAAGGAAAUGUUGAGUAGGACGGACUUUUCGGAUGGGAGUGAGGAUGGAAAGAUGUGUGGGUUGAGAAUGUGUGGAGCGUGUAGAGAGGAAUUCGAGAAGUGUGUCGGGAGGGCGAGGGAGAAGGCUUGGCAGUCAAUACCAGGUUGGUUUGAUGUUAGUGAGACUUGGAGAAGUGCGCGUGGCUCAGUCGAGGGCACGGCAGUCCCAUGGUAG